UCAUGCUUUUGUCAGACUGAAAUAACAUUGCCUCUGUGAAUACUGCUCCCUGCUCCGAAAUUACAGGAAUUACUUUAUCGUACAAAGUAAAAUGCUGAAAAAAAUCUGGAAUCCAUUUAGAAAUUGCUUUCGGCACCAUACGUCAUGUAAUUCAAAUUCUUAUUUUAUAAGAAACUUUCCAGAAACACGAUGUUCUAUGCUCUGUAAUGGCCUUACCAUCGCAACGGAAGAACGGCAAAGUUCCAAUGUAUGCAUCGGUUUUUAUAUUGGUAGUGGUUCUCGGUACGAGAAUGAGAAAACUAACGGUUUUACGCAUUUUUUUGAGCAUGUUGCUUUCAAGGGUACCAGACAAAGAGCAAAGGCAGCACUUGAAAGCGAUAUAUCAAACACGGGAGCAAAAUUCAAAUGCUUUACAAAUCGUGAAAUUACGGUCUAUUACGUAGAAUGCCUAGCACGAGAUUUACUCUGCGUAACAGAUAUUUUGUUUGAUUGUGUCUUCAACAAUGCGUUUGUUAACGAUGAAGUAGAAUUUCAAAAGAAUGUAGUAUACCAAGAAAUGUUGAAACACGAUGUUUCUACAGUGAAUGUAUUGUAUGAUUAUUUACAUUCCACAGCUUAUCAAGGCACUCCACUAGCACAGACCGUUAUGGGGCCAAGUAAAAAUCUAUUCAGUUUAAAUUGUGCCAAUUUAAAUAAUUUUGUAUCUAAAAUGUUUAUCCCACAACAAACUGUUUUGGUCGCUGUUGGUGGCAUAAAACAUGAGUCUAUAGUAAGUUUAGGUGAAAAGUAUUUGAGCCAUACAGUGAAUGCAGAGCCCAUCGAUCUUGGUCCGAAGAGAUAUACGGGUUCUGAGAUCGUUUACAGGAAUGAUUCUCUACUAUUAGCUCAUUUGGCGAUUGCUGUAGAAGGACCAGCGUACACUCAUGAUGACAGACUUAUAAUGGAUCUGGUUACCUCAUUCUUAGGAGGGUGGGAUGCGUCUCAACCGGGUGGUAUAAAUCAUGGAACACGUUUAGCCCACUUCGGAUCUGCUGGCGGUCUAUGUGAAGCAUAUAAAGCCUUCAAUUUUCACUAUAGAGACACUGGAUUAUGCGGCAUUGAGUUUAUAUCACCAAGGCUCGAAACAGAUGACAUGGUACUGACUAUUCAACAGCAAUUGAUGAGAUUAUGCCAUAUGAUAACUGAUGGUGAGUUAGUGAAAGCAAAGAAUGAACUUAAGUCCAAAAUACUAAACAAAGUUCAAACCACCACUGGCGCUUUUCACGAUAUUGGUCAAUAUAUCUUUAGAGCUGGAUAUCGACCAUCCAUUUAUGAGCAAAUGAAUGCAAUUGAUAAUAUAACGGCAGAUACGUUUAAAAGCAUAUGUUACAAAUAUUUCUAUGACAAAUGCCCAGUAAUUGCAGGUAUAGGAUCGACAGAAGGGUUGUUGCAGUAUUCAAGAACCAGAGGUUGGAUGUAUUGGUUACGAGUCUAACCAUUAUUUAAUUAAUAUUCAAGCAACAAAAUAAUCUGUAACUUUGGCUGCAAACAAAUAAAAGCUAUUUUC
Molecule: messenger RNA, 1546 nt
Organism: Maniola jurtina (meadow brown)
Lineage: Eukaryota; Metazoa; Arthropoda; Insecta; Lepidoptera; Nymphalidae
Product: cytochrome b-c1 complex subunit 1, mitochondrial-like
Exons: 1
Coding region: 92-1474 (460 amino acids)
Cellular component (GO): mitochondrion
Molecular function (GO): metalloendopeptidase activity; metal ion binding
Source: RefSeq, a predicted model, not a curated record